Messenger RNA from Caenorhabditis sp. 36 PRJEB53466, 949 nucleotides. The record is from the annotation of a GenBank genome assembly. NCBI's taxonomy places the organism in Eukaryota, Metazoa, Nematoda, Chromadorea, Rhabditida, Rhabditidae.
AUGCCACCAAAGUUCGACCCAACUGAGAUUAAGAUCGGUAAGUAGGCUCACUGAUUGGUAACAUUUUAAAAUUAAAAUGAGUAGAAUAAGCUAUUUUGUAUGCUGAUGGUUUCAAAGCCGACUUCCAGUUUUAUGCAAAUUCGAAAAGUAUUGAAAUUUAUUUCGUCAUCAAAUUCAAAGAGUACAGAGUAUAAUUUUAAAAAAUAAAUUUCGAAAAUUCGAUGAUGCAAUUUUCAGUGUACCUCCGUUGCGUCGGAGGAGAAAUCGGAGCCACCUCCGCUCUUGCCCCGAAGGUCGGACCGCUCGGUCUGUCGCCAAAGAAGAUCGGAGAAGACAUCGCCAAGGCCACUCAAGACUGGAAGGGUCUUAAGGUCACCUGCAAACUGACCAUCCAAAACCGUGUCGCCAAGAUCGAUGUCGUCCCAUCUGCCGCUUCGCUCAUCGUCAAGGAGCUCAAGGAGCCACCACGUGACCGCAAGAAGGUCAAGAACGGUACGCAUUUCAUGCGUUGGGUCGGGAGUCGAUAUGCUCUCAUCCCCUGGUCUUUUAUUUCAUGAGUUUUUUCUUGACUUAAAGACUGGUAACCCUAAGUGAUUUUCAUGCUCCGUGAGUUUGAUUUUUCCUGGGUAUUCGGUGUUGUCUUGUCCCCAACCUGAAGUUUUAGAAAUUUGGUUAAAAGUUUGCACGUUACCAUUUCAGUGAAGCACAAUGGAGAUCUCACUAUUGACACCGUCAUCAAGAUCGCCAGAAUCAUGAGACCGAGAUCCAUGGCCAAGAAACUCGAGGGAACCGUAAAGGAGAUUCUCGGUAUGCUGUCUUCACUAUUUCAUAUUUUAUUAUUCACAUUUCAGGUACCGCUCAGUCCGUUGGAUGCACCAUCGAUGGACAGCACCCACACGACAUCAUCGAGUCGAUCGCCAACGGAGAGGUUGAGAUCCCAGCUCAGUGA